GCCGAGUAACCUGGUUCUGCGGCGCCGGGCCGGCCCUGCUCCCGCUGCUCGCUCUUUUUGUUUUUCCCUCCUUUCCCCUUUUCUUUUCCUCCCCUUUCCCUCCCCUUCCUUCUUCUCCUCCCCCUUCCCCCGACAGCGCAGCCGGGGCUCGGGCUCGCCUCCUUCGCCCCCCUUUUCCCUCCCCUCGAGCUGCCGCCGCGGUAGGGACCUGGAGAGAGGCGCCGCCUCCGCCGCCGCACACGGAGACAUGUACCCGGGAGCCACCUCCGCCGGACCCGUGCUUGCACCUCCUCCACCGUUGCCACCACCAGUACAGGGAUAUGCCUUUAAACCCCCUCCUCGACCAGAUUUUGGCACUUCUGGGAGAACAAUCAAACUGCAGGCCAACUUCUUUGAAAUGGACAUUCCUAAAAUAGAUAUCUACCAUUAUGAAUUGGAUAUAAAGCCAGAAAAAUGCCCUAGAAGAGUUAACAGGGAAAUAGUGGAACAUAUGGUUCAGCACUUUAAAACCCAGAUUUUUGGGGAUCGCAAACCAGUGUUUGAUGGAAGAAAAAACCUUUAUACUGCUAUGCCGCUUCCCAUUGGGAGAGAUAAACAGGUGGAGCUGGAGGUCACGCUGCCAGGAGAAGGAAAGGACAGAAUAUUUAAGGUGGCUAUAAAGUGGAUGUCCUGUGUGAGUUUGCAGGCAUUACAUGAUGCUCUUUCUGGUCGGCUGCCGGGUGUCCCAUUUGAAACCAUCCAGGCACUGGAUGUAGUGAUGAGGCACUUGCCUUCCAUGAGAUAUACUCCUGUGGGGCGAUCUUUUUUUACAGCAUCAGAAGGGUGCUCCAAUCCAUUGGGUGGUGGCAGAGAAGUUUGGUUUGGCUUCCAUCAAUCAGUCAGACCUUCAUUAUGGAAAAUGAUGUUAAAUAUUGAUGUGUCUGCAACUGCAUUUUACAAAGCACAGCCAGUUAUUGAGUUCGUGUGUGAAGUUUUGGACUUCAAAAGUAUUGAAGAGCAACAAAAACCUCUGACAGAUUCCCAAAGGGUAAAGUUUACCAAAGAAAUAAAAGGUCUGAAGGUGGAGAUAACGCACUGUGGACAGAUGAAAAGAAAGUACAGAGUGUGCAAUGUCACCAGACGUCCAGCAAGUCACCAAACAUUCCCACUUCAGCAGGAGAAUGGACAAACAGUUGAAUGCACUGUAGCUCAGUAUUUUAAGGACAGGCACAAAUUAGUUUUACGCUAUCCUCACCUUCCAUGUUUACAAGUUGGACAGGAGCAGAAACACACAUACCUCCCUCUUGAGGUGUGCAACAUAGUGGCAGGACAAAGAUGCAUAAAGAAACUCACUGACAAUCAAACUUCCACUAUGAUUCGAGCAACUGCCAGAUCAGCACCUGACCGUCAAGAAGAGAUUAGCAAAUUGAUGCGGAGCGCGAGUUUCAAUACUGACCCUUAUGUUCGUGAGUUUGGAAUCAUGGUCAAAGAUGAAAUGACAGAUGUGACUGGUCGAGUCCUGCAGCCUCCUUCCAUCCUCUAUGGAGGCAGGAAUAAAGCAAUUGCUACACCAGUUCAAGGAGUCUGGGACAUGAGGAAUAAACAGUUUCACACUGGAAUUGAGAUAAAGGUUUGGGCAAUCGCGUGCUUUGCUCCCCAGCGCCAGUGCACUGAAGUUCAUCUUAAGUCCUUUACAGAACAACUGAGGAAGAUUUCCAGAGAUGCAGGAAUGCCAAUCCAGGGGCAGCCGUGCUUCUGUAAAUAUGCCCAGGGAGCUGACAGUGUGGAGCCCAUGUUCAGACACCUCAAGAACACUUACACUGGGUUGCAGCUCGUGGUAGUAAUUUUGCCAGGAAAAACACCAGUCUAUGCGGAGGUGAAGCGUGUGGGUGACACGGUGCUGGGGAUGGCUACACAGUGCGUCCAGAUGAAAAACGUGCAAAGAACAACGCCACAGACUCUGUCCAACCUUUGCUUGAAAAUCAAUGUCAAGCUAGGAGGCGUGAAUAACAUUCUACUGCCACAGGGAAGACCACCAGUGUUUCAACAGCCCGUCAUAUUCCUUGGUGCAGAUGUAACUCAUCCUCCAGCUGGAGAUGGAAAAAAGCCUUCCAUUGCUGCAGUUGUAGGAAGCAUGGAUGCUCAUCCUAACCGAUACUGUGCCACUGUUCGGGUCCAGCAGCACCGCCAAGAAAUCAUCCAGGAUUUGGCUGCCAUGGUCAGGGAGCUGCUUAUUCAGUUCUACAAAUCAACUCGAUUUAAACCAACUCGUAUCAUCUUCUACAGAGAUGGUGUUUCCGAGGGGCAGUUUCAGCAGGUCCUCCAUCAUGAGUUGCUGGCUAUCAGAGAAGCAUGCAUUAAACUAGAAAAGGAUUACCAGCCUGGAAUUACUUUCAUAGUUGUGCAGAAAAGGCAUCACACCAGACUCUUCUGUACAGAUAAAAAUGAACGGGUUGGAAAAAGUGGAAACAUUCCGGCUGGUACCACAGUGGACACAAAAAUCACCCAUCCAUCCGAGUUUGACUUUUACCUGUGUAGUCACGCUGGUAUUCAGGGAACAAGCAGACCUUCUCAUUACCAUGUCCUCUGGGAUGACAAUCGUUUCUCUUCAGAUGAACUGCAGAUUCUCACCUAUCAGCUGUGUCACACAUAUGUACGUUGUACCCGUUCUGUUUCCAUCCCUGCACCAGCAUAUUAUGCUCAUCUGGUUGCCUUCAGAGCCCGGUAUCAUCUGGUGGAUAAAGAACACGAUAGUGCUGAAGGAAGCCACACCUCCGGUCAGAGUAAUGGCAGAGAUCAUCAAGCACUUGCUAAAGCAGUUCAAGUCCAUCAGGACACGUUGCGCACUAUGUACUUUGCUUGACAUGUUUUAAUGUUUAGCAACUCAGUACAGUACAGAGUUGGAUUCACAUGAGACCAGCUGCACUUAGACCAACAGUUGCCCAAGCUACAGUGACAGCCAGCAAUGAGUGAUGCAUCUGAAUUCUUUUCCUUUCCCAUUUACAAGCAAGUCUUCCGUCCAGAAUUUCAGACUCGAUUAUGAACUGCGUUCUUGUACCAAACCCCACUAUUGUUAGAAAUGUGGUUUGCCAAAAGUCUCUAAGCUGCUUGCUAUAAAACAGACCCUUAUUUUAUAAUUGAAUCAAGAGCUGUGAUCUCAGGGCUUAGGGAAAAAACAAAAAACCAACCCCCAAACCUCCUCAUUCAGUUUGCUAUUCAUUGAAUCGCUUUAACUAAUUUGGAAAGAUCUAAUUCAUACUCGAGUUUGGGCUAAAAUACCAGGAAUUAGCUUUUAAUACAAAGGAAAGCAAAGC
Pezoporus flaviventris is the source of this 3293-nucleotide messenger RNA. RefSeq names its product argonaute RISC catalytic component 2 (gene AGO2). NCBI's taxonomy places the organism in Eukaryota, Metazoa, Chordata, Aves, Psittaciformes, Psittacidae. Gene Ontology annotation, cellular component: RISC complex. The record is from RefSeq and is a predicted model, not a curated record. The transcript has 19 exons. The coding region runs from base 248 to 2842 and encodes 864 amino acids. Gene Ontology annotation, molecular function: protein binding; RNA binding; endoribonuclease activity, cleaving siRNA-paired mRNA. Gene Ontology annotation, biological process: regulation of DNA-templated transcription; regulatory ncRNA-mediated gene silencing.